AUGGCUCGCUUAAGCACUGUGUCUUUGAUGCUAAUGCUGGUGCUUCUUGUGGGCUCCACUAUGGCCCUGUCUCCGGCCAAAUCUCCUUUGUCGAGUCAUAAAUCUUCGGCGCAUUCUCCAUCGCCGUCGCCGUCGCCGGUUUCUUCUGAGGCUCCUGCGAGCUCUCCAACGUCGAUUUCUGCUCCGCCGUCCGAAGCUCCUGGGCCGGCCCAGAACGUAGCUGUUUUGAAUCGGGUCGGGUUCGCUGGAUCUGUGGCCGUUGGGGUAUUGGCUGCUGCUUUGGUCUUCUAG
Alnus glutinosa is the source of this 291-nucleotide messenger RNA. Its product is annotated as classical arabinogalactan protein 1-like. The coding region runs from base 1 to 291 and encodes 96 amino acids. The record is from RefSeq and is a predicted model, not a curated record. The transcript has a single exon. Lineage: Eukaryota; Viridiplantae; Streptophyta; Magnoliopsida; Fagales; Betulaceae.